Molecule: messenger RNA, 2325 nt
Organism: Closterium sp. Yama58-4
Lineage: Eukaryota; Viridiplantae; Streptophyta; Zygnematophyceae; Desmidiales; Closteriaceae
Source: the annotation of a GenBank genome assembly
AUGUUUGAUGCUUACCUGGAUGCGCUAAACAGUGUUGGGCAAAAACGCCAGCGCAUCCCUGCUACGUCUGGGGCCAAAGCCAACCCUAUACCUACGAACUUGCCGCCAGAGGGCUCACCGCCGCAGGCGACGGAGGCAGAUCAUGAGGCGGACGAUGGCGACUCAAAAAGCUCUACUUCUUCGGAGGCCAGCGACGUCUCCGACUUCUUCGACACGCUCACGGAGCUACACCUGUUUUUCCGUGACGCGGACUUAUCACGCCGUGAAGUCAAUCUACUGCUUAACAUAUUCCGUAACCCUCAGUUCAGUUUGAAGGAAUUACGCAAGUGGCGCAGCUACGCCGACGUGAAGCGAUGGGGGAAAGAGCGUGCGCCGCCAGAUAUGGUUCCAUGGAAAACAGAGCAUAUCGUCGUGCACGGGCCCAGAGGAAUGUCCCAAAAGCUUCUCUUGCACUUCCGCGACACAGAGCUGCUUGUGAAGAAGCUAGUCCGCAUUUUUUCGCGGAGGAAGGGUUUCGUGUGGAAGCCACAGGAGAAGUACAACGAGAAGGGGAAGCGCGUUUUCGAGGGGCCAGAAACAGGCACGUGGAUGCACGAGGCGCAGAAAGAGAUCAAGGACGACAAGGCUCUGAUUCUCGGGGUCAUCGUGUACAGCGACAGCACUCAGGCGUCGCGCAACGGGCGGCGGAAUGCAUGGCCUGUUCUGAUAUCGCUUAUUAACAUUCCGGAGGAAUUGAGGUGGUUUGAGCUGGGCCACACUCUUGCGACAGUGUUGCCAUUCUGUCCGGAAUGGGCUAGUCCGACAGAGAAGGCCCGUGUUUUCCAGGAGGCGCUGAAGAUCAUCCUAGGACCCCUGAUGCGGGAAACCGCAAGUGCUCCUGUGAGGUACUUUUAUGUGACAGACGCCACCGGCAAUGUGGUCAAGGCGGUACCUUGCCUCUAUGGGUACCCUGGUGACUAUCCAGAGAACAGUAGGGCCUCAGCCACGCUGCAGACGGGCACUCAUCGCCCCUGCGCUAACUGCUAUGCAGAAUGCGUGCUGGCGCGGUGGAACUUUGGGAACACCACCUGGGGGAACGUCUACCUCGCAUGUUUGGCUGACAUUUUACACGUGCUGGACUCUGGUGUCUUCGUACACAUGAUGGAAGAAUACCUUUCCCCCCUGGGGAAAGUCGAGAUCCGCAUCCUGGAGAGGCGGAAAAAGGAGUUCAAAAGCGAUACUCCUAGUGUGCUGUUGCGGAUUCCUGGGAGAUCAUCAUUCUUCCUUUCUGGUGCCCACUAUGCGGCGUUCGAACAUCGUGCCAUGAUGCAAAUCAUGCCGAUCCUCAUUGCGGAUUCUAGUGCCUUGAAGAAGGGCGAGGCGGGAGAGUUGAGGGCGCUGCAAGUUAGAGCAUUCCGUUAUUACGCCCUGUUCUACAAGGCGUUUUUGGGAGUGGCGGCGCACACCCGUGCCACGCUGAAAGAGGCCAAGCAACGUGCUGUUGCGUUGAUGGAGCUGCUGCCCAAAGCUUUCCUGGACCAGGCGUCAAAGUGGGAAAUUCCCAAGAUCCACAUGAUCAAGCAUCUUCUCGAGAACGUGGAAGCAAGGGGGAUGCCACACCACUACAGCACGGAGAUGUGGGAGCGCACUCACAAGGGGACAGUGAAGGGUCCCGUGAGGGGGAGCAACUGGGCUGACAUUCCGAGGAGAAUUGUGGAUGAGGAGAUGCAGCGGGAGAUUUACAGAGAAGUGGCGACCGAUGCGGGAGGAGGUCGGCAGUACGUGUCACCGCUGCGUAUGGCCGUGGAAGAGAUGGAGCCAGUGCUAACGAAGAAGUUCAGGGUCAUGCGCCUCGGAGGCACCGCGGACAAGGUGUUUGCCGAGUACGCAGCGGUAUUUGGGGAUCAGAUGGCGGGCCUACCAGGUCAGCUGCGGGAGAUGCAGUUGAACCCUGGCAGUGUGCAGACACACACAGCAGUGGCCAUACCACGUACGCAGGGUGGGGUGCUUGUGGCGAAGGGGACGUUCGUCAAGGCGUCCCCGCGAGAGAACCUGUUCUCAGAUGUGGCACUCCUGGCUCCUGAAGGCGGGGAUUGGUUUGCUAGAUGCCUAUGUAUUUUCAAGGCGUUGAACGCGGAGGGCAAGUGGACUGGGUGUGCCUACGUGAGGUACUACGAAGCAGCAGGCCAGUGUCCCAUCACAACGUGCACCCAGUUGCAUCCAGCUCGAGAGAGUGUCCGGUUCGCAGUGGUGUUGCUGAAGAGCCUGCAGAGGGUUGUCCACGUAUGCCCAUCGUACAGCAACCCUCGUCUGCUGCUGGUUAACAAGUUUCUACUCUGCGAGUAA